Messenger RNA from Nelumbo nucifera (sacred lotus), 1952 nucleotides. RefSeq names its product proteinaceous RNase P 2 (gene PRORP2). Gene Ontology annotation, molecular function: protein binding; ribonuclease P activity. NCBI's taxonomy places the organism in Eukaryota, Viridiplantae, Streptophyta, Magnoliopsida, Proteales, Nelumbonaceae. Gene Ontology annotation, biological process: tRNA 5'-leader removal. The record is from RefSeq and is a predicted model, not a curated record.
UGGAUAAUCUGACAUCUGAUCAUCUACAUUAGAUUAGGGUUUUAAUUUUUUUAGGGUUUAUGCCUCUGCGUUUCCAAAAUCCAGCCAUGGAGGUCGCAAACCAGACGGAUAACUCUACCCUGAAGAAGAACAAAAAGAGAAAACAAUCGUUAGAAAGCCAGUUUCGGUUCCAGCUCGACACUUGUUCGAAGAAUAAGGACCUCUCUGGUGCUCUUUCACUGUACCAGAAAGCAAUCUCGGAGAAUUUCCAUCUCAAUGCGUACCAUUUCAACACGCUCCUUUACCUUUGCUCGAAUUGUCUCAGCGAUCCGUCGUCUUCGUUGGAACCAAUGCCAGAUUCAUCAGAAGCCUCUGCGUUGGAAUACGGGUUUCGGAUCUUUGAUCACAUGCUGGCCAGCAAUAUCAAUCCAACAGAAGCAACGAUUACGGCUGUGGCGAGGCUCGCUGCUGCUAGAGGGGACUAUGAUUACGCUUUCGAGUUGGUGAAGACAAUGGAAAAAUACAAAAUUUCUCCAAGGCUGAGGUCGUAUGAUCCUGCAUUGUUUGCUUACUGUCAACGGUCAGACGCCGAGAAGGCGUAUUCGGUAGAGGAACAUAUGAUUUCAAUGGGAAUAAAUCCAGAACAACCGGAAUUGGCUGCACUAUUGAAGGUGAGCGUUGAAGCUGGUAAGGAAGAGAAGGUUUAUUCUUAUUUGCAUAAAUUGAGAAGCUGUGUGAGAUUCGUUAAUGCAUCGACUGCGGAGAUAAUAAAGCGAUGGUUUUCUAGUACAUUGGCUUCUGAGGUUGGUGCUGUGAAUUGGGAUGUGGGUCGCGUUAAAGAGGUGACGUCAAAGAACGGUGGAGGUUGGCAUGGACAGGGAUGGUUGGGUAAGGGGAAUUGGGUUGUCUGUAGAUCAAAUAUUGGCUCAGAGGGAUGUUGUCGCUCUUGUAGCGGGCAACUGGCUUGUGUAGAUAUUGAUCAGUCGGAGACUGAGAAGUUUGCAGAAUCAGUAGCUUCAUUAGCAAUGGAAAGGGAAACAAAGUCAAACUUCAGAGGUUUUCAGGAGUGGCUUGAGAAACAUGCUACAUAUGAAGCUAUAGUGGAUGGAGCAAAUGUUGGACUUUAUCAACAAAACUUUGCAGAUGGUGGAUUUAGCCUUCCUCAGCUUGAUGCUGUUGUGAAAGACUUGUAUGAAAGAAGCCAACAGAAAUGGCCACUUGUUAUCCUACACAACAAACGUUAUCGGGUCCUUGCAGAAAAUCCAUUGAAUAAGAAGCUGCUUGAUGAGUGGAAAGCUCAUGAUGCAUUGUACACAACGCCACAUGGUUCUAAUGACGAUUGGUAUUGGCUCUAUGCAGCUGUAAAACUCAAAUGUUUGCUUGUGACAAAUGAUGAAAUGCGAGAUCAUAUUUUUGAACUUUUAGGAAGCAACUUCUUUCUCAAGUGGAAAGAGCGACAUCAAGUUCGAUAUACAUUUGUGAAAUGUAAUCCAAGACUUCAAAUGCCACCUUCUUACUCUUUAGUCAUGCAGGAAUCUGAAGAAGGAUCAUGGCAUGUGCCUAUUGAAGGUGAAAAAGGCGAAUGCAGCGAUGAAUCAUCAAGGACUUGGCUUUGCAUCACUAGGUUUAGAUCUUGUGAAUGCUCUGAUGGAGGAUUGACAAACUCGGUGGUUCCUAAAAUUUAUCAGACCCAAGACUCUAACGACCAGCAGAAUUUCAAGUUGUGUGAAUUAAAAAAUAUUAUAACUGUGAAUGGUUUACAAAGUGAUCCAACACAAUUCCAGCUUUCUGAUAACAAAAUGACGGCCAUUACAGGUAAACGAAAAGAAAGAUCCCCAUCUCCAGAGAAAAAUCCUAACCUCACUAGAUGAGAUUAUAAACCUUUCCUCUGCAUAUUUUGUUGUGCCUAUUUAUUUGCCUUCCGUGACUUGUGGUUGCCCAUCAAGAUAAAAGAAAAAUUGAUUAUUUUAACU